AUGACCGCUGCACUUAGGAUGCUUGCUUAUGGAGUAACAGCUGAUUUUUUGGAUGAAUAUGUGAGAAUAGCCGAAAGCACUGCAAUGAUGAGUUUAAAAAAAUUUGUUGCAACAGUGGUUGCUAUUUUCUCAGAGCAACACUUGAGGUCACCAAACAAUGAAGACAUCGCUAGAUUGUUAGCCCAUAGCCAAAACCGUGGAUUUCUAAGCAUGUUGGGAAUUAAUUACUCAGUCAAUGGUCAUGAUUACACAAUAAGAUACUAUCUUGCUGAUGGUAUAUAUCCAAAAUGGUCAACAUUUGUGAAGAAAAUCUCAUCUCCAUUCGGAGAUAAAAGAAAAUUAUUUGCAAAAACUCAGAAGGCAUAUAGGAAGGAUGUAGAACGUGCAUUUGGAGUGCUUCAAGCACGAUUUGCAAUUGUACGUAGACCUGCACAGUUUUUCUAUCAAGAAACACUACAUGACAUUAUGAAAGCAUGCAUAAUUCUUCAUAACAUGAUUAUUGAAAAUGAGCGAGAUGAAGCUGAAGCAGUGGACUUCGAUUAUGAACAAAUUGAUGAGAUUUCAUGUACACCAAUGUCACAUGAGCGGACAAUUUGA
This is a messenger RNA of Quercus robur (English oak), 597 nucleotides long. RefSeq lists its product as uncharacterized. The record is from RefSeq and is a predicted model, not a curated record. NCBI's taxonomy places the organism in Eukaryota, Viridiplantae, Streptophyta, Magnoliopsida, Fagales, Fagaceae. Bases 1 to 597 code for a protein of 198 amino acids. The transcript is spliced from 2 exons.